CUUCAACGUCACAUUACAGAAAUGAAACUGCAUGUUUGUCAGAGAGCUGCAGUCGAGACAAGUCUCUGUGUUUCUGUCUAAAGAAAUAUUAAACUGAGUUCAUCAGGUCUUUCUCAACAACAACAGACUCAAAUACUGUGUGUAGACAUGGCUGCUGCCAGCAAUCUGCAAUCUGAAGAUCAGUUUCUGUGCUCCAUCUGUCUGGAUGUGUUCACUGAUCCAGUCACUAUACCAUGUGGACACAACUUCUGCAAAAACUGCAUCAAUAAACACUGGAAUAGUAGUGACAGGUGCCAGUGUCCCAUGUGUAAAGAGGCUUUUACCACAAGACCUGAUUUGAGGGUCAACACCUUCAUCUCUGAAAUGGUUGUUCAAGUUAGACAGUCAUCUCAACAGAAAACCAGCAGCAGCAGCUCACAGAAACGAUGUGCCAAACCAGGAGAAGUUCCCUGUGACGUCUGCACAGGAACCAAACUGAAGGCCUUGAAGUCCUGCCUGGUGUGUCUGGCCUCCUACUGUGAGACUCACCUGGAGCCUCAUCUGACAGCUUCACGUCUGAAAAAACAUCAACUGAUCGACCCUGUGGAGAACCUGGAAGACAGGAUGUGUAUGAAGCACGAUAAACCUCUGGAGCUGUUCUGUAAGACCGACCAGACAUGUGUCUGCAUGCUCUGCCUUGUUUUAGACCACAAGACACAUGAUAUUGUUCCUCUGAAAGAAGAAUAUGAAGGAAAGAAGGCCGAGCUGGGGAAGACAGAGGCUGAAAUCCAGCAGAUGAUCCAGAAGAGACAACUGAAGAUUCAGGAGAUCAAACACUCAGUCGACCUCAGUGAGGAAGAUGCAGACAGAGAGAUAGCAGAAGGUGUUCAGGUCUUCACUGCUCUGAAGGAGUCUGUUGAGAGAGGCCAGGCCAAUCUCAUCGACACGAUCAAAGAGAAGCAGAAAACAACAGAAAAACAGGCCGAAGCUUUCAUCCAAGAGCUGGAACAGGAAAUCUCUGAGCUGAUGAAGAGAUGGACUGAGAUCGAGCAGCUCUCGCGCUCUGAAGACCAACUCCAUCUUCUCCAGAGUGUCCAGUCCCUGAAAGCUGCUCCACCCACCAAGGACUGGACAGAGGUCAGCGUCCGUCCAUCAUAUGAGAGGACUGUGAGGAGAGCUGUGGCUCAGCUGGAGGAGACACUCAGUAAAGAGAUGAAGAAGCUGCUUGCUGAGUCAGAGCUGAAGAGGGUCCCGCAGUAUGCAGUGGAUGUGACUCUUGAUCCUGAUACAGCACAUCCCCGUCUCUUCUUGUCUGAUGAUGGGAAACAAGCGAAUGGUAGUGAUGUGGAGAUGAAUCUCCCAGACAACCCAGAGAGAUUUUCUGAUUGUUUAUGUGUUUUAGGAAAGCAGAGUUUCUCUUCAGGCAGAUUUUACUUUGAGGUUCAAGUUAUAGGAAAGACUGAAUGGGACUUUGGAGUGACCAGAGAGUCGAUCAACAGGAAGGGACGCAUCAGACUGAACCCUCAGAAUGGUUACUGGACUAUAUGUUUGAGAAAUGGAAAUGAGUACAAAGCUGCUACUAGCCCUCCAGUCAGUCUCUCUCUGAAGUCUCGGCCUCAGAAGGUGGGGGUGUAUGUGAAUUAUGAGGAGUGUCUGGUCUCCUUUUAUGAUGUAGGUGCUGCAGCUCUUAUCUACUCCUUUACUGGCUGCUGCUUCACUGAGAAACUCUUCCCAUACUUCGGCCCCUGUAAUAAUAAAGGUGAUAAUAACUCUGCCCCUCUGAUCAUCUCUCCUGUCAGUCAAGCUGAGUAGUGUAAUGGCAAUUUUCAUAUCUGCAGUCUAACACUGUACCUUUAGAUAAUCUCAGGGCCUCACAUGUUCAACUUUGUCACCAUAAGACAGUGACCCGACGGUUUUGCCUUCUGUGACUAUAAACAACAGAUUGCUGAAAUACUUGUUAUGUCUUGUGAUGCUCUGUUGUCUGCUGUGUGCUGACGCAUUGAUACA
This is a messenger RNA of Sebastes umbrosus (honeycomb rockfish), 1986 nucleotides long. RefSeq names its product E3 ubiquitin-protein ligase TRIM21-like. The coding region runs from base 148 to 1791 and encodes 547 amino acids. Gene Ontology annotation, molecular function: protein binding; zinc ion binding. The transcript has 2 exons. The record is from RefSeq and is a predicted model, not a curated record. Lineage: Eukaryota; Metazoa; Chordata; Actinopteri; Perciformes; Sebastidae.